This is a messenger RNA of Callithrix jacchus (white-tufted-ear marmoset), 2038 nucleotides long. The record is from RefSeq and is a predicted model, not a curated record. Lineage: Eukaryota; Metazoa; Chordata; Mammalia; Primates; Cebidae.
UUUUAUGAUGAUCCUGAAUAUACAUAGAGAGGAUCAGACCCCUGAACAGAGGGGCCCCCAUUGCCAGCCCCUGCUGUCACCUCAGUAAGCCCCAAAAUGGGCUGUCAUGCUACCGUCUAAUACUCACUCUUAACUUCCUCCUGAGUUCGAAGGGCACAAACUUACCAGGAGAAUAGGAGUCCUGUGAGUUCCUAGAGCAGUUGUUUCUCAAAAACCUGUAGAAGGGGCCCUGGUUAAAGCCAAGACGCUUGCUCUCUGGUGAAGGUGUCGAUGUGAUGCCAUUCUCUCCCGUCCAGGUGCCAGCCUUCCUGCCCACACUCCUACCUGCUGUCACAGGCCAAAACCAUCAUGCCUCGGGGUCAGAAGAGUAAGCACCGUGCCCGUGACAAACGCCGAGAGACCCAUGGUCAGCCUCAGGGUCUCACAGGUCCCCAGACCACUGCGGAAAAGCAAGAAGAGCCCCAUUCUUCCACUGUCUCUUCUCCUGAUUAUCGGGGUGCUCAUCCUAAGUCUUCUGAUGCCUCCUUUCCUCAGGAGUCUCAGGGAGCUUCACCCACUGGCUCUCCUGAUGCAGGUGUUUCAUGCUCAAAAUCUGAUGUGGCUGCCAAGGGUCAAGAUGAGAAAAAUGCAAGCACCUCCCCAAAUGCCUCCGUUCCUCAGGAGUCUCAGAGAGCUUCACCCGCUGGCUCUCUUGAUGCAGGUGCUUCAUGCUCAAAAUCUGAUGUGGCUGCCAAGGGUCAAGAUGAGAAAAAUGCAAGCACCUCCCCUAAUGCCUCCGUUCCUCAGGAGUCUCAGAGAGCUUCACCCACUGGCUCUCUUGAUGCAGGUGCUUCAUGCUCAAAAUCUGAUGUGGCUGCCAAGGGUCAAGAUGAGAAAAAUGAAAGUGCAAUCGCCUCCCAUAGAGCUGCCUUCUUUAAGACCACAGAUCGAGAUCCUCUAAACAGGAAGGCUAGAGUGUUGGUGCAGUUCCUACAGGAGAAGUUUGAGAAGAAAGAGAUCAUUUUGAAGGCCGACAUGCUGAAGCGUAUUAACAGAAAGUACAAGGUGUACUUGCCCGAGAUCCUCAAGAAAACCUCCAACCAUUUGGCAGUGGUUUUUGGCGUUGAAUUGAAAGAAAUGGAUUCCAGCGGCGAAUCCUACACCCUUGUCAGCAUGCUGGGCCUCUCCAGUGAAGGAAUUCUGAGUGGUGUUAAUGGGCUGGCGAAGUCGGGUAUCCUGAUGUCUCUCCUGAGUUUCAUUUUCAUAAGAGGGAACUGUGCCAUUGAAAAGGAGGUCUGGGACUUCCUGAGUGUUUUGGGGAUCUAUGACGGAGUCGUGCACUCAAUCUAUGGGGAGCCCCGGAAGAUCAUUAUGGAAGAUUUGGUGCAAGAUAAGUACCUGGAGUACUGGCAGGUGUGCGACGGUGAUCCUCCAUGCUAUGGGUUCCUGUGGGGUCCACGAGCCCAUGCUGAAACCAGUAAGAUGAGCGUCCUGAGAGCUUUGGCCAAUAUCAAUAAUACUGUCCCCGGUUUCUACCCACAUCUGUAUGAAGAGGCUUUGAUAGAUGAGGCACAGAGAGCAUUGAGACUGAGAGCUUAAAGGCAGGGCUGGCACUGUUCUCUUGGCCAGGGAACCUUAUGGGAGUACAUCCUACAGAUCCACUUCUAGGGAAGUCUGAAUUAGAAUUUUUGCCGUAUGCUAGAAGAAGAGAGUAGUGAGCUUUCUAAAUAGUGCAGUAUAGUAGAGGCUGGAGGGAAAAGAUGUGUAUCUUUCUUUUGUCCUGUUACACAUGAGUAACACAGAUUUAUGUUUUGCUUUUACUAUUAAUAUUCAAGAUUGUUCCUGUUAAGUGAAGGUUUAUUUUGCUUCAUACUAUAAACGUAUCAGUAACAUAGCUCUCACAUUCAUAGCUGUUUAAGCAAUUUGGAAGUUACGGUUUUGGUAUUAAUAAAACAAAAUCAUACACCGUUCAUAUUUUCUCUAUAAUUCAGAACUAGAUAACAUGGUAACAGAGAAGGGAUUUUGAUAUGAAUCUUAAAGAACUCCACAGUAAACUAGU